AUGAAAGAAGCAGCCUGUGAAAUAAAACAUUUUUUUCUGAUCUAUUUUUUUGUUCUCCCCUCUUUCAGUAUAAGUUCAGAGACCUGACUAUAGAAGAACUAAAGAAUGUUAACAAGACCUACCCAAACUUCACGUUCUCCAUGAACACAUACACCUUCAAAGAUGGAUCCCAGAAGGACCUCCUGAAUUUUAGCGGUACUGUUCCAGUGAAAUAUGGUAAUUCCUAUAACAUACCUAUUCAUCUGUGGAUUCUGGAUUCUCAUCCCUUUGCUCCGCCCAUUUGCUUCUUGAAGCCGACUGUGAACAUGGGCAUUUCAGUGGGAAAGCAUGUGGAUGCUCAUGGCAGGAUUUAUUUGCCCUACCUGCAAAACUGGAGCCAUCCUAAAUCAACUGUCAUUGGAUUAAUCAAGGAAAUGAUUGCAAAAUUUGAGGAAGAGCUCCCUUUGUAUUCACUGUCAUCUUCUGAUGCAGCCAGGCAAUCCGAACUUCUCUCCUACAUUGCAAAGAUCACUGAAGGAGAGACUGACAUGAAAUCAAAGAGUAAAAUUGGUGGAGGCAAAAAUGAAGGAUGUUUUAACAAAAUUACUGUUGUUGGAGCUGGAGAUCUUGGCAUUGCAUGUGUGCUAGCAAUUGCAGCAAAGGGUGCUGCAGACAAGGUGGUUCUUUUGGAUCUUUCUGAAGGUGCAGCAAAAGGAGGGACCAUGGACUUGGAGAUCUUUGCCCUGCCAAACGUGGAGAUCAGCAAAGAUUUUUCUGCUUCAGCAGAUUCAAAAGUUGUGGUACUCACAGUUAAUUCUCUGGGUAGUGCUCAGACUUAUCUUGAUGUUAUACAAAGCAACGUGGAUUUGUUCAGAGGAAUUAUCCCAGCGAUAUCACACUACAGUAAGAACACUGUUCUCCUUGUUGCUUCCCAUCCAGUUGAAGUAAUGACAUACGUGUCGUGGAAGCUGAGUGCAUUUCCCAAAAGUAGAGUUAUUGGAGUAGGUGCCAACCUAGAUACUGAGAGAUUUCAGUAUAUACUGACAAACCUUUUGAAAGCAGAGCUGCUGGCAAAAGAUGCUUGGGUUAUUGGUGAACAAGGGGAAGACAAAGUACCUUCGUGGACCAGUUGUAAUUUAGUUGCAAAUCAAACGGAAACAAUGGCUGCUCGUAACUCAAGGGAAGAGGUGGCUAACAGAGCUAUGGAAGUUCUAAAGGGAAAAGGUCAGAGAUCUUGGUCUGUUGGGCUCUCAGUUGCUGAUUUGACUGACACUAUACUGAAAGAUAAAAGAAAGGUUCAUUCUGUGUCCACUCUGGCAAAGGGAUGCUGCAAUAUAAACAGUGAAGUGUUCUUAAGCCUACCGUGUAUUCUUGGAACCAAUGGAGUGAUGGACGUGGUGAAACUAGAAGAUGAUCAACUGGUGCAAGAGAAACUGCAAAGCAGUGCAGGAUCAAUUCAUGACCUUCAGCAACAACUGAAACUUAUAAGUAUAGAGACCUAACUGUACAGGAAACGACCAGUGUUAUUACUCAGUACAAGGACCUCAAACCUGUCAUGGAUUCAUAUGUUUUUAACGAUGGCUCAUCUAGGGAGUUGAUGAGCCUCAGUGGAACCAUUCCUGUGCCUUACAGAGGUAACACAUACAAUAUCCCAAUUUGCUUGUGGCUGCUGGACACUUACCCUUUCAACCCCCCGAUUUGUUUUGUUAAACCCACUAGCUCUAUGACAAUAAAAACUGGGAAGCAUGUUGAUGCAAAUGGAAAGAUAUACCUUCCUUAUCUGCAUGAGUGGAAAUAUCCCCAGUCAGACUUACUCGAGCUGAUUCAGGUCAUGAUUGUUGUGUUUGGUGAGGAACCUCCAGUCUUUUCUCGGCCUACUGCUUCAUCUAGCUACCCACCAUACCAGGCAACAGGCCCACCAACUACUUCCUAUGUGCCGGGCAUUCCAGGCGGAAUAUCUACCUAUCCAGCAGGAAGCACUCCAAACCCAAGCUACCCAAACUAUCCUUAUCCGGGUGGCGUUCCAUUUCCAGCAACCACUAGUGUUCCGUACUACCCUUCUCAGCCUCCUGUGACUACUGUUGGACCCAGUAGAGAUGGAACUAUCAGUGAGGAUACCAUUCGAGCUUCCCUUAUUUCGGCAGUCAGUGAUAAACUGAGAUGGCGGAUGAAAGAAGAAAUGGAUCGUGCACAGGCGGAACUCAAUGCCUUGAAACGGACAGAAGAGGACCUGAAGAAAGGACACCAGAAACUGGAAGAGAUGGUGACUCGCCUGGAUCAAGAAGUGGCUGAAGUUGACAAGAACAUUGAACUUCUCAAGAAGAAGGAUGAGGAGCUCAGUUCUGCUUUAGAGAAAAUGGAAAGCCAGUCAGAAAAUAAUGACAUAGAUGAAGUUAUUAUUCCGACAGCACCGCUUUACAAGCAGAUCCUGAACUUAUAUGCAGAGGAAAAUGCAAUUGAAGACACCAUCUUCUAUCUUGGGGAAGCAUUGAGACGUGGAGUGAUAGACCUAGAUGUCUUUUUAAAGCAUGUACGUCUUCUGUCUCGCAAGCAGUUCCAACUGAGGGCAUUAAUGCAGAAAGCAAGAAAGACUGCUGGACUCAGUGAUCUCUACUAAAUUCUCAGACUUAACCUGGGAAGUUAGAUUUCCUUAUGAAGCAGCCAUUCUCUUGAUAUUUCUCUUAAUCAGUAGGUGCCCAGAAUAAGUUAUUACAUCAUUCAAGUGUAAGAUAUUUUGAAUUAAUAAUAUAUUUUCUUUUUGGUAAAGACUAGCUUUUAUUAAUGCACUUUCUAUCUCCUGUAAUCUUUGUGCUGGUGGACUUACGCUGAAUAAAACUUGUUGCAUAUUUU
Molecule: messenger RNA, 2829 nt
Organism: Charadrius vociferus (killdeer)
Lineage: Eukaryota; Metazoa; Chordata; Aves; Charadriiformes; Charadriidae
Gene: UEVLD
Product: UEV and lactate/malate dehyrogenase domains
Exons: 20
Coding region: 141-1481 (446 amino acids)
Biological process (GO): protein transport; protein modification process; carboxylic acid metabolic process
Molecular function (GO): oxidoreductase activity, acting on the CH-OH group of donors, NAD or NADP as acceptor
Source: RefSeq, a predicted model, not a curated record